Pundamilia nyererei is the source of this 2668-nucleotide messenger RNA. RefSeq lists its product as uncharacterized. The transcript has 2 exons. The record is from RefSeq and is a predicted model, not a curated record. NCBI's taxonomy places the organism in Eukaryota, Metazoa, Chordata, Actinopteri, Cichliformes, Cichlidae. Bases 805 to 1482 code for a protein of 225 amino acids.
UCUGCAUUUAUUGGUUUCUUUGUGCUUGUGUGUUUGAAUAACAUUUGUGCUACAUUCGAAUGAAUGAUAACUACGACAACAUGAGAAGAUAUAAAGAGAGUUCCAUCAAAAACACUGGUCGUCAUCUUUGACCAAACACACAGUUAAUGUAGUUUCUUGUUUUCCAAUAAUCUUUAAACCUUCAGUUUGACACAAUCCUGAGUUGUCUCAUAAGGGAAACAAAAAGCUUCAGUUUGUAAAGCUGUCACAUGGAUUCCUCGUUGGUUUAAAAAUAAAAAAGUAACAGUGCUUUAUUACAGUGCUGGUGCGUUGCAUCAUGAGAGCCGCGGCUGCUGACACGGUCGUGCUUCUUAGACCUGUUUUCCAAGUGUGGAGAAGUUCACGUUACACUGCCUGUCUCUUAUUUUCCAGGUCAUAGCCUUAUCUAAACAACAGGGUCUGCUUCACUCUCCUCGGUCAGAGGACGGUGGCAGCACUGUCAGUUGCACCGGAUCCAUUCGGUACCGAGCCCUGACAGACCAGGAUCCAUCUCCACCCGCUUCCACCACUGGAGCCGUGGGAGGAGGGGGAGGUUUGGAGAGAACUGGGAGUAUCGUUCGUGUUGAAGCCCACCCAGAGUCCAGAUCAAACAAACCAAUAGUGAAACCUCCGAGCACUGAUGGAAGCGGCUCCUGGCGAUGGAGACCACCAGAACAAAGAGCUUCCCUUCGGCAGUCGGCUUUCAACCUCAAUGACCUGAACAGACACACUGACAGCUGCGAUUCGCUGAAGGACGGUGGAUCGGUGGAUGGGAGGAGGAGUGUCAUGGGGACAGAAACAGAGAGCGAUGGGGGUGGGGACGCAGGGGGCAGUGGAAUGGGAGGAGGAGGGGGUGUCUACACCAGCCAUCCACAUGUUGUGCACCCGUUACAUCCCUUACAUCCAAAUAAUCCCAACAACUACCAGCACCUCAGUUUUAAUCCUAACAAUUCCAAUAAUCCCAGUUUUAACAACGCUCACGCUAACUUUAAUCCUCCUUCUAACAACUCGAACAUGCCGUUCACACCCACUGCCACCUUUGCUCCUCCCUUCCACCCCCACCCUCAAGCAGUCACCACUAUCAGGGUUACACCAGUGGAGGCGACAGCUGCCAGCAGUGACGGCGGCUCGGACUGCCAGUCGGUUGCCUCAUCCAGCCGUGAAUCCACCUUGAGAAGGAAGAGCAGCAGCAACAUGGUCCACGUCCAGGAUCGAGGGCCUACCCCUGAAUUCCACAACAACCACCGCCUUUGUGAUGACGGCAACCGCCUUGACAACGAAAGCAGCAACCGCUUUCACGAAAACCUGCGAAGCUUUCAAGAGAACCCCAUUCACCCCAACCACCCCAACAGGCAGCUGCAGGGAGUGUUUGGGCGUCCAAGCCCCACCCCUCCCCCUACUUUACCCCGCCCAAUCCUGACUCACACUCCCCCGCCUACUUUUGGGCUGGCCUAUAAAGAAUAGCAUGUUCAGUGUGAGUUAUCCAUCUAUAACUACAAUUAUAAAAACAAGUAAACCAUUCUAGACCAAUGGGACGUUUCUGGAGAUGAUGUGAACAAUCUGCUUACCACCUGCAGCCAAUAGGACAUGGUAAAAGACACGUUCUCAAAUGACCAAUCAGGCUACAGUAGAUGGCCACUUUUGUCCAGCUUAUUAAAUUCUGUUAGCAGUAGGUUAGAGAUCGACUUGGGUUCACAGGCCAUAGACGUCGAGUCAUGCCUGCUCCCAGUUUGCUCCUGGCCAACAUACAAGGAGUCGGUUGGACUGAGUUUGAGUCAACAUUUCUUCUUAUUUUACUACAUAUUUACAUAUUUUUAUCACGUAUCGCUACACUUGCUUCGUAGGCACAAAGAUAAGAGGCUUAAAUAAACUGCUGGUCUACGCUGGUAUUAUUACCCUGCCAGUGAGGACAGAUUCACACUAAUGACUCGCUUUUCUCUGGCUACAAAGCUCAGCUAAAACAGGGGUGACAUUUCUACACAUCCACGUUUUUGUCACACACAGGUAACAUCGAACAUCGUAACCACAUGCCCUUAGAUGGAAAUUUGUAUUCAAAGCCUAUAACUGUGAUUGUGUUUGUACAUAAGAGUGUGGGCAGCCACAGGGGAAAUUAAAUCCACGGUCUUAAUUAUGUCUGGACUGCAAAGAGUCCCUUCUGGGUAAUAACAAUAUAUCUUAUUUGAUGGUGGUAUUGUGUUUGUGUUGAAUAAGAACAAUAUCAAGGGGCAUAUAUGGUGUUUAGAUACUAAAACAAGCACUUUUCUUCAUGCUGUGUUUUAUUGGUGCGCAGUGUAUAAAUGAUUCUUACUGUGUGGUAGUUGUACUGACACACGCAGCAUCGCCUGCACAAAGGAAGUUCAUUCGUUUCCUGUUCUUUGGUUUGAUUUCCCAGCUUUAUGACUUGGUAUUACAGCCACUCUAAGGACGAAACAUGGAGUCAUUACAGAAUAAAGUUGGAACGGUUAUGAGAUAAAGUUUUAUACGAAAAUGUUUUAUGAUGAAAAAGAUAAUAAUAAUACGAGCACGCUGAAGUAACAGUGAGGAUUUGUACUUUAAAGUGAAGAACGAGUAAAUAUAAGUGAAAUGCCACUUUGUUCCGUUUUCAAAGGAAAUCAGAAUAUUUUAAGAGUAAAAGACUAAAAAGUAAAAA